AUGUUGUCUGAAUUAAGACUGAGCCCAGAGGGAUUGUUCGAAAAGAGGGACACCGAAAAUGGUACUGGGCUGGCUGGAAAGUUGGCCCUUUUGGUAGCAAACACGUUCGCCUUUAUCCCUCGGAUCGAAGAGGCUGUCUCCAAAUUACCAACGCUGAAGCGCCUUGAUGUCGCGCUCGAAGAAAAUUGGCGUAGCGCACCGUUAGAAGUUGACCAAAGAGACGGUGAAGACUACGGCCUCAAGCUUGAUCUCGACUUCCUGCAGCUUGUUCGUAGCAACAUCGCGAGCAUAUUCUCUUCCCCGCGCGUGCAUCUUCCCUUGCUUACUCACCUUCAACUUACGCUUCCCUCGGCAUACGAUAUCGCAAUCAUCGGGGCUUGUAUCCAGAAUGACAUGGCCAUGCAACUGCGGCAUUUGUUCUUGGAAUACAUCGACGGUACGGGUCCCGGUGGUGAUCGAGCGUACGAGUUUGACACGAGGUAUAAUGACGAUGAACAUAGCGGCCCGCACUACUCCAACUUCCAAAAGCACUUCCCAAAUACGGAUAAUAUGGACGGCAUACGCUCUUUCGUGUCACGUUGUCGCAAUCUCGAAUCUCUUGGCCUAAGAAGCACUCAGUGCUGCAACCUUAAAUCGCUCAUCUGGCGACCGAUCAAAGAUGGGCUCAAGAGCUUGUACAUCAACCGUGCAAUAACGACUUCUUCAGCCCUACUCUCUUUCCUGUCUCUAUCCACCGGUAUCUCGGAGUCUGAAUCGACCUCUAAGAUUGUUUCGGUGGAGCUUGUAGACGUGGGACUCCAAGACACUGCAUGGAGCUCGAUCUUUGAUUACUUGGGAUCUAGUGCGCUGCUCUCUUACGUUGACGUGAAAGAUGUCGUGAUGGAGAGGAGUGACCGACGAAGCGUGUUCAACGUGAUCAACAGAAUGAAUGCUCAGAAAGGUCACGUGGGCGAGGAGCUGCCGCUGAUGAAGCCGGAAGAGUAUUGA
Molecule: messenger RNA, 987 nt
Organism: Alternaria rosae
Lineage: Eukaryota; Fungi; Ascomycota; Dothideomycetes; Pleosporales; Pleosporaceae
Exons: 1
Coding region: 1-987 (328 amino acids)
Source: RefSeq, a predicted model, not a curated record